Messenger RNA from Sesamum indicum (sesame), 1366 nucleotides. Its product is annotated as Integrase-type DNA-binding superfamily protein. Gene Ontology annotation, biological process: regulation of DNA-templated transcription. Gene Ontology annotation, molecular function: DNA-binding transcription factor activity; DNA binding. Lineage: Eukaryota; Viridiplantae; Streptophyta; Magnoliopsida; Lamiales; Pedaliaceae. The record is from RefSeq and is a predicted model, not a curated record.
CACCAACAAGAAAUCAACCCUUCAGCCCCCAAAAAUCUUGUCACUUGUCACCUAACGUCCACAACACUAACCCUAAACUGUUCUCUCCUCAAACACUUCAAUAUUUGCUCUGUUUUUCAUUACUCUGUUCUAACUUCUUCCAUGCGAUCCUUGUGUUUUAGUACGGAUCACUGAGUUCUUGCUUCGUCCGUAGCUAACAGUUGUGAGAACACCGUCUCUUCUUGCGAAUUUGUUGUUGAUUUUUGGAUUUUCUUUCGGGCUGUGAGGAGAAGGGACUGUUGUUUUUUUGUCCCCUGUUUUCUUGAAGAAAAAUGGCCGGGAAUCAAGAGACCGACCUCGCGUUCGCCGCUGAGAGCGCUUCUCAUAUCGGGAUUUCGUUGUCGCAGCUCAUUCUGACCUCUAAUUCCAACACCUUGGAUUCCAUUUUCUCCUACUGUCAGCCGUCGGAGUGUGUGGCGAAACAGGGGUUCGAGCCCCUGGGCUCGUCGGUGUAUCUCAGGCAAAGGGAUUUGCUACAGAAAUUCUCAGUGGAGAACCGGGGAAAUCCUUUGAUUCCAAGAGCUGAACCGGGUUAUCAUCCGACGUAUUUUAGCUCGAGCAAGAGGAAGUUGUAUAGAGGGGUUAGGCAGAGGCACUGGGGGAAAUGGGUGGCGGAAAUCAGACUUCCACAGAACAGAAUGAGAGUGUGGCUUGGCACCUAGGCCUACGAUAAAGCGGCGUACAAGCUGCGGGGUGAGUACGCCCGGUUAAACUUCCCCAACUUGCGUGACCCGACCCGGUUGGGACUCGGGGACGGGGCCCGGGUGAACGCCUUGAAGAAUGCCGUCGAUGCUAAGAUUCAGGCGAUUUGCCAGAAGGUGAAGAGGGAGAAGAAAGCACGCAGGGAUGCCAAGAAAUUGGAGGGUAAUUCAAAUACAAAUGCUUCGAUAGUCAGCGAAAGUGAAAAAGUGGCGGAAAAAGCAGAUUCAUCUCCGUCAAUUGAGAACACUGAGAGCUGGAGUGGGAGUGUUUCGGAAGACGGGUUCUGGAGAGGCGAUGAGUCCCCGGGUUCCGAGUGGUGCUCGACGGUGGCGCCGCCGGGAGACAUGGAGAUGGUGGGGUGCUCGCUUGCCCGCUUGCCGUCGUACGACCCGGAGUUGAUAUGGGAAGUUCUUGCCAAUUAGUUUUUUUUUAAAUAAUUUCUUGCCAAUAGUUUGUUUGAGGGGUUAUGGAAUUAAUGUUGAUCAGUUGAAAUUUAGCCGAACCAUGUUUUUGGAAAAAAUCUUAUCCAAAUCCAAUUAAAUCAAGUUUACCACAGCUUGUCGUGUAAUUAAUCACUUAUCUUAGGACUUGAAUUGUAUACUAAUCACAAUACAAAUAUAUUAUA